GAGAAUAUAGGAUACUUUUCCAAUCCAUCAAGGUUUUACCGUGAUAUCCGUUGUAAAAAAAGGCGGAAAGAACCAGUCCUGCGAAUCUCAGUGAAGCAAAUGUAGCUGAAGGUAGUUAACACACAACGAUCUUGUCCUUGCUUUGUGGAGAUUAGUAUAAAGGAAACUGUACGAGCACCACUGGCGCAGAUAGAGGUAAACCUCGAUGCACAACCAUGCCCGCUAACGAGGAAACUUUGAACGUGUCCUCGGACCAAACACGAGUUAAUUUCGUGGAGAAAGUUUGUAACAACGGUUUACAGAACAAUCUUGAUCGUGUAUGUCCUGACAACCACGAAGAAGACUGUCAAAAUGGUUGUCCAGGUUCUAUCGUCAAAGGAAAAUCAAAUGAACAUUGUCAUUAUAAGAGUCUUCCAGUGAGAGAGAUUCAUGAAAAAUUCAUGAGAAGCUUUGUUGAUCUGCUCCUAGAAGAGGCACUGUUUAUGGGAACUUCAAGAAAAAAUAAAGUAGUGGAGUGGAUGGAGCCAACAGCACUGCAGUCAGCUAUAGAUUUAAAAUUGUCAGAGCAGGGGUGCUCACAUAAAAAACUUAUUAGCCUUGCUCACAAUGUGAUCAAAUACAGUGUAAAAACAGGUCAUCCGCGAUUUGUAAAUCAAUUAUAUUCCAGUGUAGAUCCAUAUGGUCUACUUGGACAAUGGCUAACUGAUGCCUUGAAUCCAUCAGUCUACACCUAUGAAGUUUCUCCAGUAUUCUCCUUAAUGGAAGAAGAAAUAUUGUGCGAAAUGAGAAAAAUAAUUGGUUGGAUGGAUGGAAGUGGUGAAGGAAUAUUCUGUCCAGGUGGUUCUAUUGCCAAUGGUUAUGCAAUUAAUCUAGCCCGCCAUUACAGGUUUCCACAGUUGAAGGAAUUAGGUUUAUCCAGUAUUGGCAGAUUAAUAAUCUUCACAUCUCAAGAUGCUCACUAUUCUGUAAAGAAACUUAGUGCAUUUCUAGGAAUAGGCACUAACAAUGUCUUUGAAGUGAAAACUGACAAUAGGGGGAAGAUGUCCAUAACAGACUUAGAAGUACAAAUUAAAAAGGCUCUUGAUGAAGGUGCAAUACCCUUAAUGGUUUCUGCCACAGCAGGAACAACCGUUUUAGGUGCUUUUGAUCCUUUAAAAGAUAUUGCUGUCAUCUGCAAAAAGUACAAUCUGUGGUUUCAUGUUGAUGCAGCCUGGGGAGGGGGAGCUUUGAUGUCUAAGAAAUACAGGCAUCUUUUGAGUGGUGUUGAAUUGGCAGAUUCAGUUACUUGGAAUCCACACAAAUUACUGGUUGCUCCACAACAAUGUUCAACACUGCUACUGCGUCAUGAAGGUCUUCUGCAGGCUGCACAUGGCUCAAAAGCUACUUAUCUCUUCCAAUCAGACAAGUUCUAUAGUACAUCUUUUGACAGUGGGGACAAACAUAUUCAAUGUGGUCGUAGAGCAGAUGUAUUAAAAUUUUGGUUUAUGUGGAAAGCAAAAGGCACUCAAGGUUUAGAGAGACAUGUGGAUCGUGUCUUCGAAUUGGCUCAAUACUUCACGGAUUACAUAAGACACAGAGAAGGAUUCAAUUUAAUAUUGGAACCUGAGUGCACGAACGUCUGCUUCUGGUAUAUACCACCUUCAAAACGUCAUUUGCAGGGUGAAAACUUGUUAAAAGUCCUCCAGAAAAUUGGACCAACUGUGAAGGAGCGUAUGGUGAAAAAAGGGUCGAUGUUAAUCACGUAUCAGCCUUUACGCGAACUACCUAACUUUUUCAGACUUGUUUUGCAGAAUUCUGGACUCACAGAGGCUGAUGUAAGAUUUUUCGCGGAAGAAAUCGAAAGGCUUGCAAGUGAUUUGUAG
Messenger RNA from Eufriesea mexicana, 1862 nucleotides. RefSeq names its product glutamate decarboxylase-like protein black (gene black). The record is from RefSeq and is a predicted model, not a curated record. Lineage: Eukaryota; Metazoa; Arthropoda; Insecta; Hymenoptera; Apidae. Gene Ontology annotation, molecular function: carboxy-lyase activity; pyridoxal phosphate binding. Gene Ontology annotation, biological process: carboxylic acid metabolic process. The transcript is spliced from 3 exons. Bases 216 to 1862 code for a protein of 548 amino acids. Gene Ontology annotation, cellular component: cytoplasm.